CGCACACGUCGCACUAUCAACUGGAUCCAUCUAAGAAAACAACUCCGGGGAAGUCAGUCUGAGCUGCAUAGACACUGAAGGUAACUUGGUCGCUGCUGCUGGAAUAAGGACCCGGACGCAGGCAGCUGGCCGUCAUGGCCCGCCAUGGAUCCGGACACCCCAGCGUCCUGACGGUUCUGACACCGCGGAGGUGGAGAGGUGGACGCUACCAACAGCCCGCUUUCCUCGCUCCUCUCCCGGUGCGGAGUUGGUGAAGCGCAGCUCCCGUUUCCACCCGAAGGCAGAAGAAGUCGCACACGCAGAGAGAGCCGUCUGGACUUUCUUUAUUCUUUUUUUUUUUUUUUUUUUUUUUUUGACUUGAGGGAAUUAUAAUGCUGAGGCUCGAGGUGGCGAUCGGAGCCGACGCGGUGCCAAACGGACCUUUACGCAUGAUCACACAGUAGGACCGCAUGAAGGACAGACGCUGGAACCAGGCGCAAAAGUUGAACAUGGUGGAGGGGGGUUGCCAUGAAGAAAGGCUCGGUUAAGGUCUGUGGCUCCAAAUGUCACCCUCCCUGGAUGAUGCCGUGGUUGAGGACCACCAGUGUGUAACAGACAGACAAGCAGUGCCCGCAGUGGCUCUCUACCGUGUGGCUUCAAAUUGGCACUGGCUGAGCUCUGCAUGGAGCGACGAGUAAAGAGCCCUGCACCGGUCUUAUAUCUCAGCAUGGAUGAAGUCAGUCAGUGGACUGGUCACCAUUAAUGAGACCAUCACUUUGCUGCUGAGGACUGACAUUUACAGGAUUACGCCUGACCUACAUCAUUACCAAACCGGUGGACUGCAAUUGGUUUUGGUUUUAUGCGGAUAUAUGACAUUGCUUUUUAAAUUUCCAUUUUCCGUUGCAUUUAUUUUUCACUUUUGGUGGCCAGUUUCCUGAUUUAUUUUUCCACUAUGGAGUGUCUGGCUGGACCCUGGAAUAAGGAUUGGACUUCCUUUUGCCAACUAUGGUUGACCGUUAUUCUCAGCCUACAGUUGCAGUUCCGACCGGGAGCCUCGUGCCCAACUGAGUGUCGUUGCGACAAAGAGUUUGUGUACUGCAACGAACGCAGCCUGACGUCAGUGCCUCUGGGAAUACAGGACGGCUUUAAGGUCCUCUACCUACACAACAACCAGAUCAACAAUGCUGGCUUCCCUGUUGAACUUCAUAACCUGGCUUCCGUGGAGACGGUGUACCUCUACGGCAACCAGCUGGAUGAGUUUCCUAUUAAUCUGCCCAAGAAUACCAGGGUACUGCACCUGCAGGAGAACAAUAUACAAACCAUCUCCAGGGCUGCUCUCGCCCAGUUAAGUCGGUUAGAGGAGCUGCACCUCGACGAUAACUCCAUCUCCACAGUGGGAGUGGAAGAGGGCGCCUUUAGGGAGGCGGUGAGCCUCAAACUCCUCUUCCUCACUAAGAAUCACCUAAGCAGCGUUCCCAUUGGCCUUCCAGAGGACCUGAAAGAGCUGCGAUUGGAUGAGAAUCGCAUCGCCAUUAUAGCGGAGGAGGCCUUUCAGAAUGUGACACGCCUGACGCGCCUUUUGCUGGAUGGAAACCUGUUAACAGAUGAGGGGAUUGCGCCAGGGACCUUCCAGGACCUGGCCACCCUGCGUGAGCUGGCGCUGGCCCGCAACUCCCUCACCUUCCCCCCUCCUCUGCUGCCCAGUCAGUCACUGGUCAAACUCAGCCUGCAGGAGAACCAGAUAGACCAGAUCCCUGUGGCAGCUUUCGCUGGACUAAACAGGCUCGAAAGACUAGACAUAUCCAGCAAUCAGCUUCAGACUCUCACGCAGGGUGUGUUUGACAGCCUGUCAAGCUUAAGGCAUCUUAUGGUGCGAAAUAACCCGUGGCGCUGUGACUGUGCUGUGAAAUGGGUGGUGGUCUGGCUCAAGUCACUGCCUUCUUCUAUCAAUGCUCGGGGAUUUGUAUGCCAGAGUCCGGAGAAGGUGCGUGGCAUGGCAAUCAGAGAGCUGACACUUGAUAAUAUCGAAUGCCCAGUCGAUGCCGACCUGCCCUUCUGGCCCACCUUACGCUCAACGCCUCCACCCCCUCCGACGACUCCCCCGACCACAAUUUCACCCCGAAUCGCGACACAAAUCCCUUACUACUUUGAGUCACAGUCGCCUCCUUUACCUCCCAUCCAUCCCAACCCUCCCGGUCCAUUGCCUCCUUACGAGGACCCACUUCAGAUAUCCUUUCAUGUGGUCAACUCAUCCUGCAUCGAGGUCAGAUGGGCGUCCUACUUCACCGUAACAGCCUAUAAGGUCACUUGGGUCAAAAGGGGCCAAAGCCAAAUAAACGAAGGAAUGCGGGAACGGACUGUGGCGGGAAGUCAGCGGCAGAUCACGCUGACCAACCUGGAGCCCCGUUCUGUCUACAGGAUCUGUGUCCAUGUGCUGGAUACUCGGAACUCCUACAGGCCCGGGGAGGAUACUAUCUGCUCUGAGGCGAGGACCAAACCAGCCUCGCCGACCAAGUCCCCUGGCUCAGCACAGGCUCCACAGGAGAACAUCAACUCCACGCUGCUUAUGGCCGGCAUCAUCGGCGGGGCAGUGCUGAUCAUCCUAAUAACACUACUAAGCCUUUUCUGCUGGCACAUGCACAGGAAGAGCCGUUCAUCUUCCACCAAAUGGAAAUACAACCGCGGCAGAAGGAAAGACGACUACUGCGAGGCUGGAACCAAGAAGGAUAACUCCAUCCUGGAGAUGACUGAAACCAGUUUCCAGAUAGUGGCACUGAACAAUGAGCAGCUGCUGAAGGGAGAUUUCCGCAUUCAGCCCAUCUACACUCCCAAUGGGGGGAUCGGAUUUAGAGACUGUCACCUCAGUAACAACAGCAUAGCCUACUGCAAGAGCAGCAAUGUGCCCAGUACAGAGUUCUGCCACACGUGAUGCAGCACCAAACAGUAUGACAGCACUCACGCAAAACAAUACACCCAUUAAUGACACAUUAUUUGUUUGUGUAGACAACGAAAACAUUUAAAUUCUAGUAAAAUAUAUCUGUAUUAUAUAUAUUUCCAAGUUCUGUCUGCUAUGUAAUUUAUACUGUGGAUAAUAAUGUGGGAUUCUCUGAGACCUUUUUUUAUCUUAGAAGCAUUUUGGUUUUGUUUUUUUUUUUAUAACCAGCAGGGUUUUAAAAGACUUCUUUCUUUCGAUGGUCAGUACUGUACAUGAACAUGGGUUUGUACAAUCACAGCACCCUGGGUGUAGCUUCUGACAAAAGUUGUUGGGCACUUUUAGGGCUGGGAUUCUUUGCUAACCACAGAAGCAAAAUAUGGCCUUUUGCGCAGUGAAACACAAAUUCGCAGCCCCCGCCCGCCCCCCACCUACCCCCUUGUACGUCAGUAAAAACAACAUAGCACAGGGGAAAAGCAACUGCUGCUCAUCAAGCGACGUGUGGAAAUAUAGCACCGGUUCAUUGGCGGCAGGUGGAAGGAAAAAAAACAGAACUGAAGUGCACUUUCUUAUUAAUGGAACACAAGGCAGGAAAUGAGCAGAGGUGGUUCUCAGAUGGGAGGGAUUAUGGAAUAUUUACUGAUGGCUUGACAAAAACCUCGUCGCGGGCACCCUGAAAAUGUUGCCUACAUUUACACGUCUUUGUUGUUAAACAAAGGAGGGGGCUGCUUUUAACCUGAGGCAGGAUGUAUUUCUGUCAUAAUUGCUUUUAAUGUGGAGCAACAUGUGCCAGAGCUGCUAAUAACAAAAAAGCAACAAAGGAUUAUUGCCCUUAAUGUGGUGUAUGAAUGUGCUGAGACGCGGUGUUUGAAGAAUCCCCUUCAUUUGCUCUUUGUUUUGCUGGGUUUUGGCGUGUGAGGCCACAAGGGGGCAGUUUCCCUCAGCUCUGCGUGCAGGACUGCGGGCCGGAGACAGACAGAAAAGGAAGAGUGAAGCCGCGUAGAUCACCUCACCACUGCUCUAACCCGGGAGUCCAUUACCCCGAUGACAUUACUCAUCCUCCGACAGCGUUGUUUAGAGUAUUACUGCCCAUCGAGCCACUUAAUGAUGUGGAAUCAUGUAAAACUAACAGUGUUUUAUUGUGUUUGCUGGAUAAAUGAAAUGGAUUUUCAGUCCGCAGACACCUGUGUUUGAUUCAUCAGCAGCUACAUGCAACAAUUUAACAUGUGUAUCGACACAAAAGACUCGGGAGAACCACCUUUGAAAUGCCUGAAAUGAGGAGGGUACAAGUGAUAUCUGCAAGGUUGCGUCUAACUAGUACUCAUUCUAAACUUCCUGAAGCUGGUGCGGUUCCUUAAGCUGCAGAUUAAGCUACUUAUUCACCUAUAUCACCAGUUUCCUCCCCUCCUGUCCGUCCCCUCUCCUCUGAUCCCGGCAUGGGCUCAAUUAAAGUGGUUUUCCUGCCCUUCAGCUCCUCGGCUGUGAGGUGCCAGCGAGAGGUCAUCAUUAUACACUUCUUAGAAAGACUUUAUUUGAUUUGACACGAUUUUAUUUUGAGGGGCCAACCUUAAAGGGUUCUCACCAUCAAGCCCUCAGCUCCUCCGCCCUCUCCGCUCUUAAUCCUGGACCAAAAAAGGGAGAAAAAUAUGUCGACUUUAUUUUCACUUGGCUGCAUGUGGCUCACGCUGGUAGUGUGUGUUAACUCUUUGUUAGGUGCUCCACUGCUUGAAGUGUAGAAAGUUAAAGGCCCAGCGAGGAAAGUAGUUCCGUUUUUAAGGGCUCCUACUUCCCUGAGUGUCGAGAUGAUCUCCUGGAGGAUUUAGCUCAGCGGUCAAAAGUAGCGGCACUUAGUGUAAUUCCAGCAAUAGCUCACCACUAGUUUCAUGUAAUGCUCUGCACAAACAUCCCCAAGUGUCGGUCUUAGCCGCGACAAACACAAUGAAUGUAUGAACCAUCUGCUUUACAUGUCAUCAGAUUUCGUACCGGAUCUCAGCAUUUGUUUUAGUGUGAGGUUUUAGCAGCUGAAUAUCCGGUGAAAUAAACACAAAUGUAUGAGUGUAUGACGAUUUUUCGGCUUCAUAUCUGGGUUUGAAAUUUGACCCCAUUCCAUUUCAAUUAUUCAUGGUGCGGUGUGCUUUAAAUUCUGGAUUGGAUUUCAAGUGGAAUGGAGCCUUUUUUUUAAUUUAAACUAAAAAUAAAAUAUUUCUUGUUUUACGCAAUACUUUUGUUACAUGAAAUGCUUGAUUACAAACAGUCCCAUAAAUGUAUAAAUAUUUCAAGAAUCCCAUCGGAGAAUGCAAAUAUGGCUGGUAUUGCAUUUGCGCAGCUAAGAGUAAUAUCUAAACGUUCACUUUCUAAGGUUCAUUUGGACUGAAUGAAGGUUUUAUUUCAACACUUCAAAUGCUGAUUUAAUGGCUUUAUGCUAAGCUACCCGUCCUGGCUGCACAUUAAUAUUUAUCCAAUGAGAUUAACAUGCGUUUCUCGAUGAGGGUGCAAAUAAACAUCCCCAAAAACUAUCCCUUGAAGUGAAAAGAACAUCCCUUCAGAAUGAAUUAUUUUUGUGCCACAUGAAAACUUAAUGCUCGGGGCGAACUCACUCCCCCAGAACAGAAACUAUUCUUGUUUCCGUUCAUUUACAUGCCUUUUGAUUUGUUUAUUUUCCGACCAUCAUGUUGAGUUUGUCGACGCUGAGAUCUUCUGUGGUUGUCAAAGCAUCUCCAUGUUAUGAUUUUCUACUAAUACCUGCCUAUCAGCACACCCACCACACAUUGUCCACUGAGAUGCACCAGAUUGCACUGGCUGACCUCGGCUUUGAUCUGCCCUCAGUAGUCAGGAGGCUUAGCGACAGUCCAUCAUGUGUGGUUGUGAAGCACCGUCCUCCCACCACGGUGAGCUGCAGGGCUUAAAACCGGAGUCUAUGUUUCAGGAUUCCACUGAAAUACAUAGAUUAUUGGUUGGAUUAAGUUGUUUUUCUCAAUAUAAAAUGUCAAAUUUAUCAGUUUGCGCCGGUGAUUUACAUACAUGCUACACAAAGUUUUAAGGUUUUAGGAGGCAAUGAAAAAUAGACAGCUACUUUUAACAUUGAAACAUGACGCAAACUAUAUAUUGUGCAGCCCUUGUACGCAGCCAUUUCUGCUUUAUCUCCACUUUUGGUGAAUGUCGAACCGACACGUGUAUUGGCCUUAUGUUUAAUGUGGGACUGUGUUUAGAGGGAACCAAGUGUAAGUAAAGAAAGAGCGACUGAGGGAGACGGCGAGCUGAAUGGGGGCCGUGUUGCUCCAGUCAAAAACAGUGCUAAUGGGAACGAAAACACAACACAGAGCAUGAAAUACAUUCGCGAACACGAGCCUGUUCAUCUCCAGUGCCAGACCUUCAGCCGUGCGUGGCGUAGCUAAUGAUUCAUCCAGUCUCGAAAGGAGCUUUGGUGGUUAUUCUGCGGUUUACAUUACUCCUAAUAUUCUCUUUUCUUGAUGAAAGAAUGCCGUGACCAAUGGAGUUAUGCGUAACAUGUUACAGACCUGAGUGCCAGCGCUGGUUUAUUAUACUUGUAUCAGGGUGCACCGACGUAAUCUCCCUCAAAGCUUAUUGAUUUGAGUUAAAAUAAUAAAGUUCCGAGAUCGAUUCAGCGGUGAGACGAGCGGUUGAGAUGGAAAAUUCUUUUAUUUUCCAGUUGAAGGUGCAAAUCUCAAGAUUUCAUUUGCAUGUAUUUUUUAUCAUCAUCACUUACAAGGUGACGUUUAUUUUACUUUAUGUUACCAACAAAGGCAACUGUUGGUCGAGCGAGUGAAGGUGAGGACGGACAGAAAGUCACAUGCAUGUUGAAAAAAAAAAAAAAAAAAAAAGGCUGUAUUUUUGCCACACAUCGCCAUCCUCCCUCACAAACGUUGCCAUCCACACUUUCUUAGGAACCAAAGUUAAACUUUUCUUUCUUUUCUCAUGAUGAAAUGUUGAUGUUGUCCCAUGUAUGUGCCUUGAGGUUUAACUUACAAUGUAAAGUCCUUGAAACCUUUAAAUGUUUUUGCACAAACUGUAAAUACUUCAGUGAAGCUUUUUUGAAAAUAAAAGAGCCAUUGAAUUUGAGCGAUGACUCUUUUUUUUUUUUAUUACUGGUCAUAAUGGUGGAUGUGCAGACACACCAGGAUUUUUGUGGCGCUUAUGCGCGGUUUUCCUUUUGAACUUUUAUAGACAACGGUUUCAUUUUACUGCCGGGGAAAUCCAUAAUACAUUUUGCUUUCCCCCCACCUCUUCUGAAGCUUUUAAUUCUGUCUGACAGUUUACCACUAGUUCAGCUUUUUCAUAUCAUGACUGUAUGAUAUCAGCAUCCUUUUUACAAGAGUGUCCACGCUGAGAGUGAAGAGAGAGUUUUUAUGCAGGGAUUAAGCACCACAUUAUUAUUUUGAUGAAUAAAAUAUGAAAUGUACACAGAGAUGUUUUCAGCUAUGAAUGCAAUCUAUUAUAAAACUCAGAUUCUGUUCAAAGAAGAUGUGUCACUUCAGAAAAAAAGAGCCAAUUUCCUACAGCAUGUCAAUUUGCUGUCCUUGUCCUC
Molecule: messenger RNA, 7457 nt
Organism: Synchiropus splendidus (mandarinfish)
Lineage: Eukaryota; Metazoa; Chordata; Actinopteri; Syngnathiformes; Callionymidae
Gene: flrt2
Product: fibronectin leucine rich transmembrane protein 2
Exons: 2
Coding region: 932-2908 (658 amino acids)
Molecular function (GO): protein binding
Source: RefSeq, a predicted model, not a curated record